Molecule: messenger RNA, 1034 nt
Organism: Oncorhynchus nerka (sockeye salmon)
Lineage: Eukaryota; Metazoa; Chordata; Actinopteri; Salmoniformes; Salmonidae
Product: NEDD4 family-interacting protein 2-like
Exons: 8
Coding region: 213-944 (243 amino acids)
Biological process (GO): ubiquitin-dependent protein catabolic process; vacuolar transport; metal ion transport
Cellular component (GO): endoplasmic reticulum; perinuclear region of cytoplasm; Golgi apparatus
Molecular function (GO): WW domain binding
Source: RefSeq, a predicted model, not a curated record
CUCUGUGUUUCCACUCACUCGACGUUUCCUAUGAAAAGGAGUUUUGCUUCAGUUGAAGCGUAAAUUUACGUUUUUUUGUACGUGUAUAUUUAAUAUACUUCACCUGAAUGCGGUCCAUUAAAAAGUUAAAUUAAGUGACGAAAUAGCUAAAUACAAGAUUGUCGACUUUUCGCUUGCUGGCCAGCUCCGCCAGCGGAGUCUAUAACGUCAAGAUGGACCAGGCAGCGAGCCGAUACCAAGUGUUUGAGAAUGAUGAAGACGACUCCUGUGAGCCCUCCACCAGCGCCCAGCAGCCGUGCACCUCGGCCCAGGCCAGCUCGUCCUCCCAGGCCUGCCCAGUCCCAGUAGCCCUGGAGGGGGAUGCAGAGGCCCCACCUCCCCCGUAUGCCAGCAUCGCCCUGGGAGACACCUCUUCCAUGCCUGUAGGGAGCAGUUGUUACCCAAGUGAUUUCCCCGUGCCGCCCCCAUACAGCGUGGCCACCUCUCUUCCCACCUACGAUGAGGCAGAGAAAGCCAAAGCGGCAGCAAUGGUGCUCUCUGCUGUGGAGGUGAUACCAGGGGAGGAUGACUUCCCUCCAAGGGAUGACUUCAGCGACGUCGACCAGCUGAGGGUGGGGAACGACGGCAUUUUCAUGCUGGCCUUUUUCAUGGCCUUCCUGUUCAAUUGGAUUGGGUUCUGCCUGUCAUUCUGCCUGACCAACACCAUCGCUGGCCGAUACGGGGCCAUCUGCGGCUUUGGCCUCUCUCUCAUCAAGUGGAUUCUCAUCGUCAGGUUCUCAGACUACUUUACUGGAUACUUCAAUGGGCAGUACUGGCUCUGGUGGAUUUUCCUGGUCCUCGGUCUCCUGCUUUUCUUCAGAGGGUUCGUGAACUACCUGAAAGUGCGCAACAUGUCUGAAAGCAUGGCUGCCUCGCACAGAACACGCUUCUUCUUCCUGUACUGAGGUUGUUGCACCAAACAUUCCUCCUUAAUGUGAAAUUCCUUGAGGAUUUGCGACCCUCUUCUCGAAUGACCAGGACAAAAAAAAUAUAUA